CGUGUUUGGCAGUUGCUCGCAGCUGACUGUGCGUGACAGAACAUCAACACACAACUGCGAAAUAAAAGUCUAAAAGUUUCUCCGAUUUUUGCGUGAAAUUCCAGUGCUCUUUUCGCGCUUUUCCAGUGCUAAUAGUAUGCUAAUUUAGUCCAUUUAAGUGAGCGUAGCAAAAUGUUCAGCUUUGGAAAGAAGCCGGAUCCGCCAAAGCGGGAGAAGAGACGCGACCCGAGCGAGUUUGGCCUGUUUGGCAUCGGUGACGAUCUGGGGGAUGACGGCGGCGACGACGAUUUGGGAGACGAAGACGAUGGGGACUUGGAGGCGGAACUGGCGGCGCUAACGGCCGGAUCGUCCGGGCGGAAACCUCGGCCAAAGCCGAAACCCGCGGCGGGAGGGAUUGUGGCUCCGGCGGCUUUGGACGCAAUGAUCGCUGCGAGUUUGCGGGAUGUUGGAAGUGACGAGGAGGAUGACGACGAUGACGACUCGGAGCUGAUGAACGAGCUGGCCGAGAUUGCCGGUGGGGACGUUCCGGAUGAGGUUCCGGAGAGGGCGUCCCCGGCGAAGAAGGCGGCAUCGGCGGCGGGAGGGGUGAAGGAUGUGCUGAAGACGCGGAUUGAAAUGUAUACGGCCGCGGAGGACAAUGCCAAGAAGGCGGAAGAUUCGGGAAAGGCCAGGCGGUUUAAUCGAGGGCUGAAGACGUUGAAGGAUUUGCUGAAGCAAGCGGAAGCUGGGAAGGCGGUGGAUCCGAGCGAGAUUCCUCCGGAAGUCAGCGUGAAGGGCGCUUCCGAUCCUCCUGCUCCAAAGCCUGAAUCGCCGAAAGAGGAAGUUGUGCCUCCGGUUCCGACGAGACGAGCUCCCGCUCCACCACCGUCGGAUCCUGCGCCAGUGUUUGAAUCAACGUCGACGUCAAAACCCCCGGAACCUGCUCCAACUCCCGUGGAGAAUCCCCAACUGGCGAUGCUUCAAGAGCGAAAAGCUCAAUACAAAGCGGCCGCCCUCGAGGCCAAGAAAGCCGGCAACUCCGAGCAAGCCAUCAAGUUCAUAAAGAUCGUCAAGCAGUUCGACAUGGUCAUUCAAGCGCUAGAAAACGGCCAGGACAUAGAUCUGAGUAAAAUGCCUCCGCCUCCGAUGGCCGCCGCCGUCGCCCCACCUGUUCCUCCUCGUCAAAACCGUAAAGAAGAAAACACCACCCAGAAGGAAGCCGAAGUGCCUGCGGUCGUCGUCGAAACUACCCCGGAAGAGGGGGGCGACGAUGCUGCGCCGGAAGAGGUGCUCAUCCAGGCCAGUUCCGUGAUGGAGGCGCUCCAGCAGCGGUUGGAGAUUUACAAGGCGAGUGAGAAAUCCGCCAAGGACGAGGGCAACAGCUCGAAAGCCCGCCGAAUGGGACGCAUCGUGAAGCAGUUUGAGGACGCGAUUAAGCUGCACCGGGCGGGGAAGCCGCUUCCGCUGGACGAGCUGCCGACGCCGCCCGGGUACGGGCCGAUUCCGGUGGAGGGUGCAGCAGCUCCCGCUCCAGCUCCAUCUCCAGCCCCUUCCCCACGACCAGUUCCAAAAGCCCCAACCCCUGCCACUUCCCCGGUGGCCGGCCCUAGCAAGGAAGUCCCAAAAGCCGCCCAAACCACCAACGAUCGCCAGAUUGCAGCACUCCUCGAGCGGCAAAAGGAGUUCCGCCAGGCCGCAGUCGAAGCCAAGAAAGCCGGAGAACUCGAAGAAGCCAAGGAAUAUCUGCGCGUCUUCAAGGGGCUGGAAAAGCUUAUCGAAACUGCCCGCGGCGGCAUCCCGAUCGACAUGAACACCGUCCCAAUCGCCCCCGCCAAGCGUGCCUCACUCGAAGACUCGUUCACCAUCGUAGCGCAGGAAGACUGCGAUCCGAGCGGCGAAUCGGACGUGGAUCUCAACACCCGGCUCGAGGAGCAGCUGUCGCGGCAGCUGAUCAUGUGCCGGAACACGAGGGACCACCACCGGGCGAUGGGCGAUGUGGCGGGCACGAAUCGGUUUGAAAAUCUCGCGCUCAGUGUUCAGAAGGAUCUGGACUUUGUCCGGUUGACGCACAAGAAGCGGCUGCCGGUGCCGAAGUUCCACUACGAGGCGAAGCAGUUCAACGUGGUCAAGUGUAACACGGAUUUGAGCGACAACGAGGUGGAGGUGCUGGUGGCGAGGGGAAUUAACUACAGUGUGCCGAAUCCGCGGGAGGUGGACACGUACGUGAAGAUGGAGUUCCCGUAUCCGCAGGACGAUCCCUUCAAGGUGAAAACCGGCCUCAUCAAGGACACCGACAACCCGGAGUACAACCACCGGCAGAUCAUCGAAAUCGAUCGCAAAUCACGCGCCUGCCAGCGAAUCUUCAAACGUCAGGCCCUCAAGUGCGAGGUCUUUUCCAAAGGAGGUUUCCUCCGGUCCGAUACGCUGAUCGGAACGGUCACGGUGAAGCUGCAGCCACUCGAGACGCAGUGCGAGAUUCAUGACUCGUUCCCGCUGAUGGACGGUCGCAAAACGGUUGGCGGCAAGCUGGAGCUGAAGAUUCGCGUCCGGAACCCGAUCCUGGCGAAGCAAAUCGAGCAGAUCAACGAAAAGUGGCUGAUUAUCGAUGCAUGAAUUCCGUCCGGCGGUGGUCCACAGCUGACGUGUGUGGACGGUGAAGCCUUGAUGCCCGCUUGACGCAAUCAAUACAGUAGGUGUAGGAAGCCCGUCGCUAUGCUGCUGUUGGUGUUGGAGGGCGCGCUCCAACGAUUCAAUAUUGUUCAUUGCCCGUGUCUGGAAUUGUGCGUUAUCCGUUUUUUAGUUAUUUUUUCCUCCAUCUGUUGUGAGAGUAUUUGUAAGAGGAUUUAAUCCUGCCGAACCGGAGGGACGAUCGACUUUGUGAUAGAAGUAUGUGAAAGUGAAUAAACGUUGUCAUAUUGCAAUAAA
Culex quinquefasciatus (southern house mosquito) is the source of this 2904-nucleotide messenger RNA. RefSeq names its product coiled-coil and C2 domain-containing protein 1-like (gene l(2)gd1). Lineage: Eukaryota; Metazoa; Arthropoda; Insecta; Diptera; Culicidae. The transcript is spliced from 6 exons. Gene Ontology annotation, molecular function: DNA-binding transcription repressor activity, RNA polymerase II-specific; RNA polymerase II cis-regulatory region sequence-specific DNA binding. The record is from RefSeq and is a predicted model, not a curated record. Gene Ontology annotation, biological process: regulation of transcription by RNA polymerase II. Gene Ontology annotation, cellular component: nucleus. Bases 172 to 2592 code for a protein of 806 amino acids.